AUGGAUGAAAGUGGUUUCUGCGUUCUCUACCACAGAAAACCCAGGAUGAGUGUGUCCCCGAUCCGCAGUAUAACGUAUCCCUGGCGUUUCUCUAAAGCCUGCCCCUUACCUGCACAUGAGAGUUGGAGAGAACAAGCUGGCCCAUCAUAUGACCCAGACACCUCCGAGGAGUGGACUGGGGCCAAGAGGUCAGAGAUAAGGGCCAGGCGCGCCGCGUCCCCCGCCUCUGUAGGCUGGAAAGAUUCGGCCUCCUGCGCUCCCCCUUCUCCCUCCGCUCCGUCUCCAGAAGAAAAGGUCGGUCUGCGGGCUCCAGGGACGCGGCUGGUGGGGGCGAGCGACCCCGGAGCCGCGGCGGGAAACGGCCCAACGCGCGGUGCUGUCGCGGAGGGACCGCGCGGCCGCUGCCCCCGGUCCGGACCCCUGGCCGCCCGGAGCGCGCGGGUCACGGCGGUCAGGCUGGACCCCGCGCGCGGAGGCGGCUCCUGCGGGCCGGACGCACCGACGCGCAGAAGGAGCUCGGGUCCGCGACGAAGGCCCCUGCAGACGCGGGCUGAGAAAGACACAAGAAUCUGUCCACGCAGCCUCCUAUUAACCCGCUUCCACUGGAGGAGCCGAGCGGGACGCCUCCUGGAGCUCCUUGAGGGAGAGAAGAGUCGAUGCCCUGUUUGCACCCAUGGCGCAGCGCCUCACACAGAAUUGACUUGGGGUUAUUUCAGGUUUCCCCGGCAGCUUCCUUGGAGCCUGUCAGAAGUCAUGAGAUCUGCAGAACCGGUUGGAGAGUUGCAGACGCUCAAGCUCACCCAGUGCCGCCCCCGCGUUCCACAGAUGAAGACGCCAGGGAAGGGAAUGGCUAACCGACGGCUCAGCAUCACGCGGCGAGCUCCUGAGGGAGCCCGGAGUGGGAGCCGAGCCUCCUGCCCCGCCGCCCAGCCUUCCGUCACCACAUCCCGGCGCACCUCGCUAGGCGUGAAGAAGAAAACACCUUCCAGCCAUCACUGUUGACAAAGACGUGGGGACCGCUCACCGUACGGAGGCACAUUCCAACUAUUCGCCGGGAAUCCUUUUCCCUAUUGGGCAAUCUCCCUCAGUCCCACAGGGGUCAUGCGUGUGACUUCAGGCACUGGGGCGGCCCUGGUCUCCGUGUAUAGCGCGGCCCACACUGUCGCUCCAGCGUGUGACGCACACACAGCUCACAGUCCUGC
This is a messenger RNA of Mustela erminea (ermine), 1202 nucleotides long. RefSeq lists its product as uncharacterized. Lineage: Eukaryota; Metazoa; Chordata; Mammalia; Carnivora; Mustelidae. The record is from RefSeq and is a predicted model, not a curated record. The transcript is spliced from 5 exons. The coding region runs from base 1 to 1002 and encodes 333 amino acids.